Molecule: messenger RNA, 4481 nt
Organism: Fopius arisanus
Lineage: Eukaryota; Metazoa; Arthropoda; Insecta; Hymenoptera; Braconidae
Product: LON peptidase N-terminal domain and RING finger protein 3
Exons: 9
Coding region: 478-2673 (731 amino acids)
Molecular function (GO): protein binding; ubiquitin protein ligase activity
Source: RefSeq, a predicted model, not a curated record
UAUGCCACUGACAGCCGAGACGUCAGUUGGCAUGAGCUUACACCAACUACCUAAACACAACAACGCCCACUGACACUAAACCGCGUGGUCUCAACUGUCAAAUCAAACGCCAACUCAACACCCGAAAAAUUCCUGAAAAAUCAAUUGCCCACCCCCAUCGAAAACCACCCCAAUUAAUCAAUUCACCCACCCCAAUUGAAAAAAAAAAUAAACAGGCAAAACGUUAAUGUAAAUACACGCGAUUUUGUGACACAUAAUUUUCAUUGCGUUACGUAAAACUGUGACCCGAACCUAGUGAGCACCAAAAUCGAUGAAAUCGUUAUUGAGAUAAAUAGAGUGGAAUUGAGGGUUGGAAAGAUGCACGGUGGUUUUAAUUUGUUGAAAUCAUCGGGAAGUGGAUUUUACAGAGAGGAUUUUGAGUGUUGUGCUUGAUUAUUGUAUAUUCAAUUGGAAAAACAGUUUGAGGGAGAAUUAGUUAUGACGGACGUUGCGAAGGAGGCGUUUGCUUCGAGUAAUUAUGGAUUGGCUGUGGAGAUGUAUGAGAGGAGUUUGAAGAUGCAGGGAGCGAAUUUGGAGGUGCUCCUGGGGUAUGGGGAUUCGUUGGCUAGAUCUGGAAGAGUUAGGGAGGCAUUUGAUGUUUAUUCAAGGUGUAUGGGAAUUGCUGCUGUACCUCAGGAGAGACUCAAGCAUUUGGCUAGUGCUCUUCUUGAGGAUUUGGUGGGGCUCACCCAGAGGAAGAUCAAUCUGGGUUCAUUCAAUUGUGCCAGCUGUCAGGGUACGUUGCAUUUGCCGGUUACUGGCUAUUGUGGACAUACGCAUUGCAGGAGUUGUUACGAGGGGGGCAAGUGCUGUGCGGCUUGUGGACAAAAACUUGGAGAUGUUGGGGAGACCAAUGUGUUGGUUCAGAGACUCGUGGAGAAGUGGUGGCCCAGGGAGGCCGAGGCUACCAGGGCGAGACAUGAAGGUGAUCUCCUUUUGAAGGAUGGACAUCCGGCUCAGGCACUCGAGAGAUAUAAUCUUGCUGUUAAACUUGCACCUAAUAGUCCAUUACACCUGAGUAACCGAGCCCACGCACUUCUGCUUCUGAACAGACCCCAGGCUUCCCUGACAGACGCUGAUCAUGCAGUCAGACUGCGACCGGAUUGGGGCAAGGGCCAUUACAGAAGAGGAGUUGCGCUGUCAGCACUCGGGAGACAUGAGGAAGCCUUUUUUGCAUUGUGCACUAGCGUUGCUAUUGAGAAAAAUACCGUGAACGUUCGACACGAAUUGACAAGGGUAUUACACCGAAUAUUAUCGACAAAUCACCGUCGAAAAAGUCCGCCGACACCUCGUAGUCCCUACAGCGUAAUAUCAGAGAGCAACGCCCGCGUGAGAAGAAACCGUGACCAUCAUUAUCAUCACCGUCGACCCCUGAUGAGUCCAAAUCAGCGUCACCGUCGUCCAGCUCUCAAUUCAUCAGACUGCGAGGACAACAGCAGCAGCGAGGAGGAAUUCACUCAGGCGAUAUGCCGGAGGCUACUCUUCAAUAAUGUACCUCAGCCCAAUGUCAAGUUCCACACCAUCUUGGAUCGGGUUUACCAGGAGAUCGAGAAAUUGAAGAGAAUAGAAUCAAUGCCGGCAGAAAUUCUACUACCUCCAUUAUCAAGUGGCACAAGUUUGAGUGAUUUAGAUUGCGUUCUGUGCUGUCGAUCGCUGUGGAAACCAGUGACAACACCUUGUGGACACACAUAUUGCUGGAUGUGUUUGGAUCGUUGUCUGGACUACUCCUCAGCUUGUCCAUUGUGUGUCACUUCUCUAGCCGAUUAUCUGGCGAGUAAUCAGAAAACGGUGACCGAAUUCGUGGAGAAAGCACUGAUGACAAUAUCUCCAACGGAAUAUGCAUCGCGUGCAGCUAGCCAUCGACUGGAAUUAGUUCAAGAUCUCGGAAUUUUGGGAAGUCAACAGAUUGCUGUUUUUGUAUGUACCACUGCAUUCCCGUGUGUUGCUUGUCCAUUAUUCGUUUACGAGCCAAGAUACAGACUGAUGGUUAGGAGAUGCCUUGAGAGUGGUGUCAGACACUUUGGCAUUGCCGCUUGUCUCAACAAAGAUGCAACAGGUAGUAAAAGAUACGCUCAAUACGGCACCGUCCUAGAAAUUCGAGAUCGUGUCUUGAUGAAAGACGGAUGUAGCAUACUGAGUACAGUUGGCGGUAGAAGAUUUAGAGUUUUGUCGGGAGGUGAAAGAGAUGGUUACGACACAGCUAAGGUAGAACUCUUACGAGACUCGUCUGUACCACAGGACCAUCUUCCGAGUCUACAUGAACUUCAUUAUAAGGUAUGGCUGAAGGGGCAGCAGUGGUGGUCGACAGUAUCUCUCCAUCAACAAACAGAGAUUCAACGAGUAUUCGGCAAGAUUCCAGCUCCUGAGGAUGAGUGGUGGCGUCUUCCUGAUGGUCCCUCCUGGACCUGGUGGAUCCUCGCGAUUCUUCCCUUUGGGCCACAACUCCAAGUUGGAAUUCUGGGGACAACGAGCUUAGAGAAGCGACUGAGAGCCAUAGAAAAAACCCUCAAUCACAUGGAGAAGCGACAGCUGACUAUAACAUCACCAUCAUCAGAAGACACCACUACAUCAUCCAGCAUCUGCAGCGAUGGGAAUAACAUCACCACAUCCACAAUUUCCAUCGUGCACUCAUGAAUAAUCAGUAAAAGAUUUGAAAAAUUAAUGAUCCACUCGCUAUUUUCAUUUCCGUCUAUCGAAUAAGACAUUUGUACCACGAUAAUCAGACUGAUAAUAAUUUCAAUUACUUGAUUAAUAACCCUAGGCCCGUUUAAUUAUGUAACGAAUGUUGCUACUCUGGGAAUAAUCCACAAUAUUUAAUGUUAAAUACUAGUCUUAAUACUUUACGCACAAAAUACUAUUGGUUAAACCGAGGGAAAAACUUAAUAUCGAGAAAUCAUUGUCAUUGGAUUUCUCUGUGGAGUUUUUAGUUGUGACAGUUCAAUCCUAAACUGUUAAUUUAACAACUGCAGUUUUUAUUGCUAAAUAUCCCAUCGAAAUUUCAAGGGAAUGUCACCGGGAGAAUUUUUCAAUUCAGAGAAAGAUUAUGAUUUCUCCCUAUUGUUCAUGAUUUGAGGUUCUGAAUUCUCGAAUGGUACAAAUUUUUAGAGACAUAUCCUGAAGAGUCAUGAAUUCUCCAGGCGAUAUUUCCACUUUCUUUCUGAAAUGAAGACACAAAUCUGUUCUUCCAUGAUUACAUAUUUUACUUCUACUAUUCUAUAUAUAAUAUAUAUCUACAUAUAUAAUAUAUAUACACACAUUUCUAUGUAUACAAUACAGGCGCUUGAUGAAAUUGCGGUAAUAAUACGGCAAUAAUUCCAGAGGUGCGAAACUUUGUAAUAAAUUAUGAUAAAAUUGUCGUAAUGGAAGAUUUGUUUUUGUGAGUGCUCACAGAAAUUCAGCUUUCACGUUAAUUAUUUGAGGUACAUUAUGAGAUUCUCACAUGAUGCUUAAAGAUUUAAGAUUCAUAGGAGAUAGAUAAAGGGACUCUAAUGCAAUCAUUCAAUUCCAUAACAAUCAAGAUGUUGAUUGUAGGUAGCAAUAGGUUCUCGUGGCGUAUGCCUUGCCAAACAAAACUCAACAUUGUUCUUACAUCGGAAGAAAUAAACAAUGGAGGUAAAGAUUUGAAUGAAGAUGACCCCAAAGUUUUGCUGAAGGAAAAUGCUUCUCAUCCCUUAAAUCGUUGGACUCAUCUCCUUCAAUCACUUGAACCACUGAAAUAUUUCCUCAGUCUCAAGAAAUAGACAAUAGUCCGACCAAGUUGUUGUGAAUUGUUUCUUCGGUACAACGAUCGUUGCUCGCAAGACGAGAACCUCUUUUACAAAUUUUUCAUACGAUAAAAACAAAAACCUAAAUAUUUUUUUAUUCAAAACUGAUUCCAUCUCUCUAUAAGACUUCGCGUAUACGGUAGUGCAUAGUAUUUAUUCUCACCGAUAUUUUUCCGAAUGAUUGAGGUGACGAAAAAUUGAGGGGAAAAAUAAUGAAGAAAGUUUGGACACGUCAUAUCAACGAUGCAAUCAAGUAUUCACUAUUGACGUUUAUACAUACGAAUCAAUAUUUCAAGUUGAUAUUUAAGAUUUGUCGUAUUGGGCCUUGAGAUAAAAAUUUUGGUGCAUGAUUCAUCGGCGACUUGCCAGAUAUUUUUCAAUCUCGCUGUUUGCAUUUUCCCGAGAUCAUUCUCACGUUAUAUUUAUGAUGUUUCUUUGUCCUUUAUCGAGAAAAGUUAAGAUACAUCGGGUGUGCAUACAUGCGUCUCUCCUUUCUCUGAUAUUUUGUCUUAGAAUUUUCUUGACACUUUUAUAAACGAAUCAUGCAUUGUGAUAUUACUCUUUAGCUUUUCCCGUACAUUUCAUAAGAAUAUUGCGAUACUAUUUCUCUUGUGCGAUGCCAUUAUUGUUUUUUUCAUUUUUACUUCAAGUGUUUAUAUUUAUCUUCAUUUCUUCAUA